Pocillopora verrucosa is the source of this 2630-nucleotide messenger RNA. RefSeq lists its product as uncharacterized. The record is from RefSeq and is a predicted model, not a curated record. Lineage: Eukaryota; Metazoa; Cnidaria; Anthozoa; Scleractinia; Pocilloporidae. Gene Ontology annotation, biological process: regulation of mitochondrial membrane potential; regulation of cell population proliferation; negative regulation of insulin receptor signaling pathway.
UGGAUGCUAAACCUUUCGUCGUUAAGGGUUGAUGCAAUGUUGUUUGUUUUUUACAGAUCUCUUGUCUGAAAGAGAAGUGAGCGAUCGGCAAGUGUCAAGUGUGUAAGACGAUACUUGACGUGAAUCAAUGCUACCGGAUUUGCCUCACGCAAAACUGGCUAUAUCAAUAUUUAAGUAGACUUUUUGACAGGUGACUUAUUAAUGCAAACGAGCCUUGUUUGGUUUGCAGAGAGCGAAUUCUACACGUUGUGAUUCUAGGAAAGUGGAUUGACUUCCAGCCGACUGGAUCUUCUUUCGCCGGUAGUCCCUUGGGAUUCGACUCCGAGUGAAACCGGGCGAUCGGCGAUUUCAAUAAUUUUUGACGAGAACAAUACCUCAUACGCAGCGAGCAGAGAACGGAGGCAGUGGAGCGAGCUGCAAUGAUUAAUUUAAAUCAUGUCAUGUCAUCGAGAUCUCUCGAUUAUUAUCAUGAAAUUCGAUUAUAGUAACACACCAUUCUGGAGGGAAUAGAGGCAUAACACGCGAGCUGUACCGGAGAGAAGGCCGACGUGAAAGCCGACACUAAGUCGCGAGAAGCCACGAGCAUCCUUUUAGAAGCUUAGUUGUUUUGUCUGCUUAAUAAACCUCAACAAUUUGCAGGAAGGAAGAAACGUUUUCGCCGCGAGUGGUGAGUUUGCAUAUCAUUGAAGUGUCAAUUAACGUUGUUUUCAGCGCACGGUGGUGGAAGUGAAAAGGUCUUACCGACCUACAUAUCUGACUCGGAAGAAAAAAAGUAAGUGUUUAGAGGACCUCAGUGUGGAGUGAACUUCUUGGGUUUCGUGUGGCAGUUCAAUUCACAAGCACCCCUCUCGAGUUCAUACACAAAACAUGCCGCGAGCAACAAGAUAGAUCUACUGUCUGUCGACUGACGGUGAAGCACGACACUCUUUAGGAUAUGAUCAGCCUGUUUUCUUGUCGCCCACUGAGAUCACGAACGAAUGGUGAAGGGGCCGACCGAGACUACCAGCGAGUGGAUUUCACUGUUCACACACCAACUUACUCCGUGAAAUACCUCGGCUCGCAGAAGUUGUGCAGCCCUGGUUAUGCGGAAAUUUGUGACACGGUAAAAUCUAUUUACGUUGCGGAGAAACAAAAACUGAAAAAAGUGGAUCAUUAUUCGUUGAAGUUAACGAAAGAGGAGCUCUCCUUACGUGAUAGGGACAGCACGGAGGAUGAAGAGAAGGUGUUUCUUCUUCGAAGAAUACGAUUCACCGGCGUUUGCAAGGCUCAUCAGCGAGUCUUUUUCUUCACCUAUCAGUUUGGAUCGAAGUCAGAAUACGUAGAAUGCAAUGUCGUAUUGUGUAAGAGCAACAACGAAGCGAAGAGCUUAGCGAAGGUUAUAUCAAAGGCUUUUGCGGACGCGCGGAGUGAUUUGCACCAUCAAGAGGUGGCCAGUAGAAAGCUUCAUGCAGAAGGGUUAAGCGAAACCAGUAUGUCACAUCUUCAUGUUGAUGUGAUCUCAAACGUCGAAGCUAACAGACAGUAUUAUAACAUGAGUGCGUUCAAGAAUUCUCGUAGCAACUCUGCCGCCAGCGCGAUUUCGGAUUUUCGCUCAAAGAGUCGGACCUCCGACAAACAUAAACAGAGCAAUCAGUCUUGCCAUUUGGGGGCGAGUAUCGAGUGGGAGAGGACGGAGAGUUCGCUAGAUACGAGAACGACCGAUGCAGAGAAGACUUCAACGAGUGGCGAGACAUUUGGAUGUAUUUGCGAGAAGGAUUCGCUUCUUAAAGUUGAUCUGCCCGAACAAACGGCAGUGGAUAGUCACGAACACACCGAGGAGAUAAACGGUGAAAUUGUUCACGAGAAAGAGCUUCUCUCUGACUUAGACCUACAGCUUAUUUCACAGAGCGGUUCGACUCUGGCAGAAGAGAAUGACGUCGAUGACGCGACCGAGCAAGACUGCAGUGGGAGUAGUGACUGGUCAAUGGUUCCCGUUCUUCAAGAGACCUCGAUUUAAAACGACGUAGUUUAGUCUUGGAUUAUUUCUAAUGAUUCAUGAUGUCAAAAUAGUCUUGUGGCGGUUAGUUUUGAAUAAUACUCGUCGGAAGGCGCCAAGUGGUAAUUUUGGCAAGAUAAGCGCUUGCUAUGAGAUAAACAACAUCGAUUGUAUACAAUCGUCACGUACCAUGACGCGAAUGGAACCCAAAAAUCAAAUUAUACAAGAAGGUUUGACCGGUCGGCUUCAUGUUUGGUGGUAUUUACGAUCCAAAUGACUAGCGAAGAGAACGUCAGACCGCAUAUUACUUUAUUAUGCUCUUAAGUUCGCCUCUUAACGCCGUGAACAAUGGAGUACAAAACAGAUUACAGAUAUGCAAACAUUCGUGUGUUAAUCUGUCAUGCCUGAACGAAUGUUAGACUAAAUGCUACAGCUUUUUUGAGGGCAAUCGUGAAUCGCUUUUGCGAAUCUCCGCGUUUGGAGUGAGUCAAUUUCAAUUUUGUCAAGAGCACUUUAUCAUGGAGAGAGUCAUUAGGCGAAUUUCUCGAACGAAUUGUGCGCCGAAAACAUUGAAUUGUUUUUCAAUCGGCCGGUUCUUGUGUGCUCAAAUCAUUUAUUCAAGAGUUAUUGUCAAUAAAUGCAAAUAUGAUCGAAA